GGGAAUGCGAUAUAAUAGGAGUAUAGCACCUCAGCUUCCAUGAUCAUCAGCAGUCUCUCCACUUGCAGACACUAUGUGAACACAACAUGUUGCUCAAACUGUGCAAAUCAUGCCAGUACUGUCUGGAGACGAUGUACUGGAACUGCUGCGAGGAGCGAUUCUGUUUCGACAAGAAGAUCGCCACAUACAAGCUAGAAGAAGAUGCAGCUCACACAAACGGCUACAUCAACAGUGGAGCCAGCCUGGACAGUGUGGUUACCGAGCAACCCGUCAACAACAACCAUUUGCCUCCACGAGCUAUAGUUGGGAGAGAGGUGAAUGAGGUGCCUCUGCAUGCUGAUAAGCUUUAUGAGGUAUUUUCUAAAUCUCUAAUAUUUAGAGAUGAUCACGAACUCAAAGCGAAGACAGAAAGCACAAACUCUCUCGAUGAACUGGAAACCAAAUCCGAACCAGACUACUUAUCCGAUAGACCGAACAGGACCAAAGUUUACUUCGAAGACGAAAUCAAUUCACCCGUCACUGACUUCGAAAUUAUGUUCAAGGAUGAACUGCUUGCUAACCACGAUAUGUUCAAGAUUGACGAAGAAGAAGAGAGUGACAGACAAAGCCAGGACACAGAGGAAGGCCUCACAAUGAACGUAGCUGUUAAGAAACAAGAUGUCAUCAAACCAAGUACUAUUACAAUUAAAGAUGAAACCAAAAUAACCACACUUAGUCCUAUAUACCAAUAUGACCCGAUAUCUUCAAUGGCUUUACCUUCAGCAUUCUCUUUGCCAAGAGUAGAAAGUGUAAAAGGAAUUCUAAGGAUGAGAGGUGAUAAUGAAUUCCCGAGGAGUAACAGUGCCAAGACUUUGGAAAGAGUCGACAGUAGCGGUAAAUUAUCGAAGCCAAUGUUAAGCAGAGUCGAAAGCUUGAAAAAUAUAGAUCCUACCAAAUUAAACAGAGUCCUAUCAAGGGUUCCACAUAGAAGUGCAUCGUUCUUGAAUAUUCCUGAACAUUUAGCUCCAGAGAAACCUCCGUUAGUCAAAAGUAAAUCAAUGGUAGGAGUGAUGUCUGCUGUAGAAGAAUUAAAACUUUCACAGCUACCUGAUACUCCAAUUAUCAAGAGUAAUAACUUACCAAGGUUCUUUGCUGACUGUCCAUCGUUACCCGAAUAUAAAGGAGAAACAAGUUUGCAGAGUAUAAAACAGCAAUCAGCGAUGAUGUACCAAGAAGACUUUAGUAUGCCGAGGUAUUAUGGAACCGUGUCAAAGUCGACAGAACAGUUGCCGGUACACGAGAGCAAAUCAAUGCCAGAUUUGAGGAACCCAGCGAGCAAUUCAGGCAAAGUGAGCAAGAGACUGGUGAAAUUGAGAAGUAGGUUAAAGCCAUUGGUUAUCAAGAAGAAUUCCAAUGAGAGAUUGUAAAUGUAUCUUUUAAAAGUGCCUUUUGUAAGAUUGUUCAUAGUAUUUUAGUGUACAUAAUCCAUGAUAUAAAGAUAAUAUUAAUGAAUUGGAAUCAUAAAGGACAUUGUUCCGGCUCCAUACAUGUUCUGCCUAAGAACCGUUCGAAUGGAAAGUGACUUCUAUAAACUCUUAAAAUUAUAUGGAAUCCUAUGAAAUAAGUUUUCACGAACGGACACUUCAGGAAACUAAAAUAAUUACGAAAAAAGUUAAUAUUUUGAGGUUAUAAAUAAAAAAUAACCAAGCUUG
Messenger RNA from Helicoverpa armigera (cotton bollworm), 1691 nucleotides. RefSeq lists its product as uncharacterized. The transcript is spliced from 4 exons. The record is from RefSeq and is a predicted model, not a curated record. Lineage: Eukaryota; Metazoa; Arthropoda; Insecta; Lepidoptera; Noctuidae. The coding region runs from base 87 to 1406 and encodes 439 amino acids.